This is a messenger RNA of Anopheles moucheti, 2050 nucleotides long. RefSeq lists its product as uncharacterized. The record is from RefSeq and is a predicted model, not a curated record. The transcript is spliced from 3 exons. NCBI's taxonomy places the organism in Eukaryota, Metazoa, Arthropoda, Insecta, Diptera, Culicidae. Bases 286 to 1299 code for a protein of 337 amino acids.
CAUCCAGAAUCGUGUUGUGUCUCUCAGAGUAGUGCGCAGCCGGCAAGGAUUACCUCAAAUCUCCUCUUCUAUCAAACUACCCAUCUACGCCUCCCGUGCGUUGGAUCUCAGCGAGCUCCAAGUGCCUCAGAUAUACAUCAGCUAUCCCCCGUUCGCUUGUGCAUCCCUAGUUCCGGAACCGCGGUGCCGUGUGCUAAGUGUUGUGGUAUUUCACAUCAGUUUGUUGAGGAGUUCAACAUUCUCGCGUUCGCUGGAAUAGAAUAAAACGAAACCCUUUAAAAAAAAAUGUCAUACAUUGGCAACACCUCAGAUGUGGAGCAGGAGAAGAAUCUGUCCGAAUACCGACGACAGCGCAGUUCUAGCAAUCUGAUGCCGACCGGCGCCAAACAAUCGGUCGGCAGUCCGAAAAUGUCCGAUGUGCUGUGGAACGAUAAACGUGCCGCGAGUCGUGCUGUGAAUGCGAGCGAUGACGACGACUCGGAAGUGUCAGACAGCGAGAACUUUCUCGCCAAGGGUGCGUUUCUGCUUACGCCCUCGCACGAACUGUCGAUGGACCGUGCGGCACUGAUUUGCGAAAAGAUGAACUUCAAGGGUUGCUUCAGCCUGACCAAGACGGCCACCGGCAUACUGUUUAAGUUUUCCAACCCGGAAGACUAUCAGGCGGUGUUUAAGAAGGGCUUCCAUAAGGUGACUGGGGCACGGUUCUACAAAAAGAUUGCCAUCCCGUGCCGGCCGCAGAAGACAUUCAUGCUGUACGUAUUUGACGUACCGGAGGACCUGCCGGAGGAAGACAUCCGGCACUCGCUGUAUCGUUUCAACUCGGUGGUCGAGGUUGUCCGGCUCCAUUUGUAUGUCUUUGUAUCUGUCUGUCGAUCUACCUGUGUUCCGUUCAUUUCUUCCCACGCGACCCACGGCGGUAACGAUGCGCCAACGCCAGCAGCCGCCGGUGCGCCCCAAACGAAACCUCAGGUACCAAAGCUGCCGACUACCAAACCAAUCGACGAGCAGGACGUGGCACUGCAGAAAGAAUCGCCACCACCACCGAUACGUAUCACGCUCGCCUCGCUCGAUGAGUACAAUCACCUACUGCAGAACGGGUUGGACUUCUAUGGGGCUACGUUUUUCCCCACCGAGGCCCAACUACCACCACACGCGGCCAAAAUUGCUACUAAACGAGGAACACGCAUGAUUGACGGAAGCAUUCCAGGGCGUGUGCGAGAGCUGCUCCCAGUGUUUGAUGCGGCGGGUUUUAGCAAAAUUCCGCCGCCGGCAUCGAAAACAAUAAAACCGCGCCCAUAAACCGCACAAGGACCAACAUAAAAGCAGCGGCCAACUGUUUGGCUAUCAUCGUCAUUACCAUCGUCAUCGCAAUGUCUUGCCGCGCCGAACAUACAGCACGCACCAUUCUCUCGCAACGCACAUCUGAACACCGUUGCCGCCAACCGCGUGGCAGGAACCAAUCAACCCGACACAGCUAAUACCAAACCCCCAUUUGCAUGCGCCUUAGCGAAGCAGCGUCGUUUCUACGCUGCCGCAACGUUGCGUGACGGAUUGCGCUAUGCGUGAUUAGUUCGAUGCCUCACCAUCAUCAAGGGAUCUUCGCUCCGAAGCAAGGGCAGUUCAAUAAUCAUUCCAGAAUCCAGAAUGCAUUGAGCCAUGCAGUACACAAACCCAUCAUACAGCAUAUUGGAUGCGCGGCACCAAGGUGUGCAGACUCAUACGCCAACCUAACCUUACGAUAGGAAUGUAUCGCCGAAGUCUCGUCAGUUCCGUAAUGAUUUUAUAUAUACAUAUAUCUAUAUGCUCCGAGCCACUCCUUUCCUGCAAAGCCGCAUACUUUCAACAUCAACUUCCUGUUUUGGUUUGAUUUAAGCUAUUUCUACGAUGCUUGUUCCUAAGCUCUAGGUUCCGACCUAGACGAUCCAUCAUGUGCAUAGAUUAUGCAAAUCCUAUUCGAAUAGUUGAUGAUUACAAAAAAAAAAUCCCCUCCAUAACCUUCAUAAUAGAUCUGCAUAUUUGUUGGGAAAAAAACAAUAAAAUUUUCUAUCUC